Messenger RNA from Nematostella vectensis (starlet sea anemone), 929 nucleotides. Its product is annotated as ETS translocation variant 5. Gene Ontology annotation, biological process: cell differentiation; regulation of transcription by RNA polymerase II. Lineage: Eukaryota; Metazoa; Cnidaria; Anthozoa; Actiniaria; Edwardsiidae. Gene Ontology annotation, cellular component: nucleus. Gene Ontology annotation, molecular function: DNA-binding transcription factor activity, RNA polymerase II-specific; sequence-specific DNA binding. Bases 171 to 755 code for a protein of 194 amino acids. The transcript has 5 exons. The record is from RefSeq and is a predicted model, not a curated record.
UUAAGCAACCAGGAAGUAAAAGGCAAUCCAAGCGUGCCUGUCUACGACAUAAAAAACAAUCGAGAGCGAACAGGCUAUCAGUGUUUCGCAUGCUGCCAUCUCGCUCCUUACCUAACACCUGCAAAUCGAAAACACAUAGACCGGUCUGUCUUGGUCUUCCCUACUAAGUCAUGACCGUAACACCCAUCCUCGUUAGCCAAACUAGAGAGGAAAAGACAAUUAGAUUGACUGGUACAAAGCCCGCAGUGCAUCUCUGGGAGUUUCUACUGGAGCUGCUUGCCGACGAGAGCUGCGCGUCGAUGAUAUCUUGGACGAAGAAGGAGGAGGGUGAGUUCAAGCUCCGGAACCAGGAGGAAGUCGCGCGAAGAUGGGGCGACCUCAAGCAAAGGCCAGGCAUGAACUACGACAAGCUAAGCCGCGCGCUAAGAUAUUACUACCAGAAGAACAUCAUAAAAAAGGUCAACGGUCAGCGACUUGUAUACAAGUUUGUUGAACUACCGUACAGUUAUAUCCCUUACAGGAAGUCAUCUUCCCCAUGUUCAGGCAACGACAAAAAGCAGCACGAACGAAUUGAAACCGUGCUUAGGACGCAAGUCAAGAAGGAGGACAAGGGGCAAGACCUCAAUAUGCGACAAGGGCCAAUCAACGGCCACUACCAGCACCACGUGACCUGUGAGAACGAUCAUCGUGUUGUCAUAGCAAAGCCGACGUCAGUCAUUAAGCGCUGUGGCCGAGCGAAGGCCUACACCCGCUAGCGCACAUUCGUGACAUUUUUAAACCAUAUCUCGUUCUGCGUUCGUGAUUUUUUAUGAAAGUUAAAAUAUAUUAACUUCGCUAUGCUUUAACUCUGUGUAAUCGAGACCGGCACUUUGUACAUACUGAAAACCGAUUAGCUGCAAUAAAAGCCACUUGAAGAAGACAGCUAUUAA